This is a messenger RNA of Thyridium curvatum, 1491 nucleotides long. RefSeq lists its product as uncharacterized. Lineage: Eukaryota; Fungi; Ascomycota; Sordariomycetes; Thyridiales; Thyridiaceae. Gene Ontology annotation, molecular function: acyltransferase activity, transferring groups other than amino-acyl groups. The transcript has a single exon. The record is from RefSeq and is a predicted model, not a curated record. The coding region runs from base 1 to 1491 and encodes 496 amino acids.
AUGGUUGCACAACUCUUACAUUUGCCUCUGAGCCCCUUUGACCACGUACCACCCUGCAGUCACGCCAAAUCGCUCUUCUACUUUGCCCUCAAGGACAAUGUGGCCUUCUCCGAAGCCUUCUCAGUCCUCGAGCAAGGGCUUGCAAAGACCUUUGAUGACCUCCCGUGGCUGAGAGGCAAGGUCCACCACUUAUCCAAAGAUGCCCUUGGCUACCGCCCCGGACAGCUUGAGAUUCGCUACCCCCAAUGCUCCGACCAUGACGCGUCUUCACCCCUCCAAGAACUCAAGUGCAAAAAGCUCGACUCGUGCUUCUCAUACGCAGACAUCAAAGAGUCUGGGUUCCCCGUCGACUUGUUUACCGAUGACGAGCUCCACACUGGCCCGUCCUGGGCGGACGUCGACAACGGGGCGCCCGUGUUUGAGGUACAGGCUAAUUUCGUACCAGGCGGUUGUCUCCUCUGCAUCUCCAUGUGUCACGCAGUCGCAGACGGCGCCGGGAUCGUCGGCAUCCUCAAGCUGUGGGGUGCUUAUUGUAGUCAGAUCGGAGCCGAGGGCCCUGCUCCCAAUGGUUUGCAUACGAAGACACUACUACCCGAGAAAAGCGCCGACCGGACUGUCCUGGAGUCGAUCUGGAAGAAGGAGAGGACGCAGCAUUUGAUAGAUGAAAUGGAUCCAGCCGCGUGGGAGAUUGUCGGUCUAGAGGGCGUUGGUCCGAGGGCGAGCACAGGGUCCUUACAGGCUGCCUCGUCCGUGCCAGCUGUCCCAAGGAAACCGGGAGAAGUGCAGAAAUCAAGCAUCUUCUACACCUCACCAGAGCAGUUUGAAGCCCUUCAGAAAUCGUGUGCAGAAGAGCAGGGCUCGCACGAGAUCUCUCGGAACGAUGCUCUGUGCGGCCUGAUCUGGCGCAGCGUCAUCCGUGCUCGCGCUGCUGUGCUGAGUGACCAGGUGCUCGCCGCACAUGCAGAGUCGCAAAUCGUCAUGACUGUCGAUGGCCGCGAAGAGUACUCGCAUUCGCUGCCCAAAGACUAUCUCGGAAACCUGGUAGUGGGCACCUUGCCGACACUAACAGUGUCGCAGCUUGUGGCGCCGGAGACCACAGUGGGCUCGGUCGCGCAGAUCAUCCGGGACAGGGCCAAGGCGAUCAGCCAUACCAACCUCAUGGACAGCUUCACCCUCCUACACGACGAGGUUCGAGACUACGGCAUCAUCAGUUUACCAUUUACUAGCAUCGAGGGCUGGUCGAUGCUCAUCUCGUCAGUGCUAGGCAUGAAGGUUGACGAGGUGUCGUUUGGCGACGCCAUAUUCAAAGACCAGGGCCACGUGGGCGCGUACCGGCCGCUGAUGGAUGGCUUCAACAGCAUGUUCCGCAUCGGCGUCGUCCUGCCGCGGAUGAAGCACGGCGGUGUCGAGUUCAUCAUCAGUCUUUUCGACGAUGAGAUGGACGUUCUGCUUCAAGACGAGGAGUUUGCAAGAUUUGCCAGUCAACUUUAA